Molecule: messenger RNA, 1499 nt
Organism: Morone saxatilis (striped sea-bass)
Lineage: Eukaryota; Metazoa; Chordata; Actinopteri; Moronidae
Gene: fancl
Product: FA complementation group L
Exons: 10
Coding region: 143-952 (269 amino acids)
Biological process (GO): protein monoubiquitination; interstrand cross-link repair
Cellular component (GO): Fanconi anaemia nuclear complex; nucleus
Molecular function (GO): ubiquitin protein ligase activity
Source: RefSeq, a predicted model, not a curated record
UUUUUGUGGCGCGAGGAGACUUCGCGAGCCACUUCCUGUCUGAAAACUAACGUUAACGUCACAUUCAUCGAUUUAACGGCUUUAAGUGAAAUAACGUGAAAUAACGUGAACUAACGUUAGCAGUUGAGCAGUUACCGUUAACAUGAGUUCGUUGGUGAAAGACAACCCGCUGCUUUUACCGCUCAACCAGGAGAAAACUGUCUACGACGGGUUCAUCACUGUCCAGGAACGAGACUUCAGAUUAAGAAUCCUGCUGCCCCCGGAUCACCAGCUGUCCCGGGCCAGGCUGCACUGCUGCUGCCAGUUGAAGCACCUGUUGCGUGGCUACGAGCUCAUCGUGAAGCAGAGGCUGCAGCAGUCGGCUGAUCUCGUCAGCUUCAUCCUGGAGCUGAAGACCGUCUUGGAAGUGGGUCUGAAGAGCCGCCCUGAGUGCCGCUCCAUCCCGCCUCCACAGUAUUACUCGCAGCUCAUCUCUGAGAUGGAGACCCUCGGGUGGGCCAAGCUGCUCUCCAUCGACACCGAGUUCCAAACGCUGAGACUGAAGGCGGAGGACUCCUCAGGAAGGCAGCACGUCCUCACUGUUAAACUCAAGUCUAAGCACCCUGCAGAGGCCCCCGAAUGCUCCGCUGACCUGCCGGUCCCUCUGGUCAUAACCUGGACACCACAGAGCACUCUGGACCAGCUCCACAGCCAGUUCCUGCUGCUGCUGGAGUCCCUGACAGAGUUCUGGGACGUCCUGGACGAGAUCGACAGCAGGACCUGGAUUCUGGAGCCAGAAAAACCCAGCCGCUCCGACACCACGAGGCGUAUCGCCAUCGGGAACAACGUGUCCAUCAAAGUGCAGGUGGAUCCCAGACACCCCAAGAUGCUGCCGGAGUGCUGCCUGCUGGGAGCCGAGCACGUGGUGACUCCGCUGAGGAAUAAACUGAACGCCAACAUGCAGCUGUGGUAAGAUUCUCUGCUUCAGAAAGACUUUCACUGGGUGGUGAGCCAACAGAAGCAUUUAUUAAUGAUGAUAUCUGUAUUAUUAUUUUCCAGUUAAUAGGUUAGAUCACUUUAUUUGUACCCACAGGUAGAUUUGGUUUCCGAUAAAAUAUUCCUCCGUACAAAAAUGUAAAAACAGCAACCAUCUCAGAGCAGUUUGUAUCAGUGAGGAACCUGACGACCCUGCAGGGUUCCCACAGUGCUGGACAACCUGGAGAUGUAGAGACGAAGUUUCCAAGACUUUCAGUACGUUUCUUCUCGUUGUUCGAUUAGCUCUUUGGUCAGGACGCCUACUAGGGGUCGCCAAAGAUUCACGUUGGGUCGCAAGGCCUUCUUGAUUUUAAGGGGAGUAACAAAACGUUAAAAAUAUACACAGUAGGUCUAAAUCUCAGCACUGUGUUCAUUUCUGUGAUGAAAAAUAAUAUUAUUAAGAUCUAAACUGUGAAGAGAGUUUAUUCACGGAGCUUCGUCUCUGAUCAACAGCCUCAUCCUGCAUCAAAAAACAACCAAAGAGC